Messenger RNA from Trichophyton rubrum CBS 118892, 681 nucleotides. RefSeq lists its product as uncharacterized. Gene Ontology annotation, molecular function: structural constituent of ribosome. The transcript has a single exon. Gene Ontology annotation, cellular component: mitochondrial small ribosomal subunit; ribosome. The record is from RefSeq and is a predicted model, not a curated record. The coding region runs from base 1 to 681 and encodes 226 amino acids. Lineage: Eukaryota; Fungi; Ascomycota; Eurotiomycetes; Onygenales; Arthrodermataceae. Gene Ontology annotation, biological process: translation; mitochondrial translational initiation.
AUGGACGUCCGACGGAUGGCCAAUGGCCUGGUUUCGAAGCACACCUCUCGCCUCGUCCGCCAACACUUCUCUCGCCCAGCAUAUACAUCACAACCGCUCUGGCAGCCGGUACGAACGAUAUCUACAUCCCAGCCACUUUGGGAUAGACCGAAAGACGCCCCGGUGGACUCCCAGCAGCAGCAAAGACUACAAAAGACACCUUCACCCAGCCAGAACAACUUCGAUGUGGACUCGAUUAGCAACCUGCUAGACGACGUAUAUGAGCGAGUAGGCUCGUCCAACCCGCCCAAUAGCUCAAACGUCACAGCUGGAUUUCGCCACCUAUUUCAAAAUGCAGACGUUGGGCGGGUGACUCGAGCUGUUCGAGACUCGGUUGCAAACAAUUCGAACGAGGGAGGACGUGCUGUUCCGAAAUACCCUGAAUUGAAACUGGGCCCGAAACUAGGCCGUACGAUUGCAGUUGACCCGUCGAGAGGCAUUGAUGCCACGACUGCUUUUUCUAUGUUGGAGGGUGUGGUUUCGAGAAAUAAGAUCAGGUCCGACCAAAUGGCUCAGAGGUUCCAUCUUCGUCGGGGCAGGAAGCGGAAGGCCACAAAGUCGAGGCUGUGGAGAGACUUAUUCAAGAGAUCGUUCAAGGUCCAGGUUGCUAGAUGCAUGGAGUUGAAGAGGCAGGGAUGGUAA